CGAUGGAAGCAGGUAUUAUAUAUAAACAGCAUUGUUUAUACACAGCAGUGAUGCAUGAUUCGCGGAAAGUCCCAUUUGCAUCGUGAUAUAUAUAUUGGCCACACAUCGCCAUGUCAGUUUAUUUUGAUUAGACAGUCUUUUUAUUAUAAACCCUUGGCAGAAUUUCAUUAUAUAAGAAGUUUUUUUUAUAUAAUUUGCUUACCGAUGCACGGUUAUUUGUCAUCGAUUUAAAACUGUCUAACGUGAGAAAAAAUAAAAGUAAUAAGUUUGUUAAAAAAAUAUACGUACAGUAAUGUUUUGUUAUGCAGAUUUGUUUCUUCUUGUUAGUUUUUUUUGCAAAAUUACACAAUGAAUUUGCUGAGAAGGCACACCGAUGAUAUCUGUUAUAAAUAUUUGAAUAAAACAUGGGGAGAACUUCAUUACCACAGGAAAAUGGUAGAUUUCGACGAGGCAGAGAACCACUGUAAGCAGGUAGAUAGAUCGGAGCUUGCUAUUAUAAAGGACCAAGCUACAUUGGAUAGAUUGAUAAUAAAUGCGCCGUUGACCAAUGGAUGUUUUGACCAAUAUUACUGGAUUGGUCUCCGAAAAGAAGGUUUUAGAUUUGUAUGGAGAAACGGUGAUAAAUACAAUAAAUCGUUUAUAAACGUGGAUAACAACUGGAAUGGUAACUGUGUGUCUCUGUUGCGCGAACGCGGUUCUUCAGCAAUUCGCUUUAUGCCUCAAGCAUGUAAUGUGGCUUUGUCGUUCGUGUGUUUCACACCACGCGCACCUAAACCUAAAGUUGUUGAAGGUAUUCCAACACCGAUUCAAACAAUUGUAAACGAGACAACAACCACCCAGCAUUCCUCUAUUCCUCCAGCUACGAUCGGUUUGAUUGCUGCAUUGUUGGCUCUACUUUUACUCACAGUUAUUCUAGUGGUCGUUUGUAUCCGUAGUAAAAAACAAACCAGGAGCAAUAGAGGCAAAGAAGUCCCAAAAAAGGUCGCCAUGGACAAACAAGUUGUACUGAGCAAUGAAUUUGCACUUUAUAGUUCUAUAGAUGUCGAAAACCAGUACGAGAGUGCUCACGAAAUAAAUCCUAUUUAUAACAUGGACAUCACCCCAGCACCCACCAACGUUUGCAUGCAGAACAACCAAGAUAAACAGCAGACUCCUGAUGACGUCAAUAUCGUGUCUGCUUCCGAUAAUGACGUCACUUCGUCUGAAUUCGACUCCGCCAAUACACCUGAUGCAACUUAUGCUGUUGUUAACAAAAAAACUAAGCAGGUCACAGAUGUUUACAGUGUCGUCAACAAAAACAAUUGAUAAUUUCUCUUACGAGAUAAAUGUCGUUUUAUAUAAUCAUAAUGAUAAAGAAUCGAGCGCGUAUAAAAUGACAGUUAUUUACGGGAAUGACGACUAAAACGAAAAGACCACGUCAGGGAAAUUUUAUAACCGAAACAAUAGCUGCAUUGUAUCUGUUUAGACAAGGAGUGCACGAUUGCGCGUGACGCAAUCCAUUUUUACCACCUGAUUAGGCGUAAGGAUUUAGGAAUAUGUGAUUUGUGACUAAACCCCAUGCCGAAUAAAACCUCGCCUUCAAAGGGAAACUAAAUUACGAUUGCGACCUGUUUGCUUUCUCUGCAGACACUCGAUGAUUCAAGUUUUAAAGAUUACCAAAAGUCACUUGCUGUAACCACUUUUUGGCGACUUAUAGAUAUAAGCACGCAGUUUAUGUCCUAGGCCGGGAUAAAAUAUAUCGAUCAAAAAUGUUACACUCCUUGUGCCUUUAUCUUCAAAAUCUUUCUUAAUUGUAAUACUUAGCUAUAUAUAUGCAGCUAUAUAUAUGAGUUAAUUAAAUUUGUUCUUUUUUGAUUAUUUAUAGCUCUUUUUAUCCAUUAAUUUAUGUACAAAUCAAAAUGAAUGAAUAAAUAAAUCAAGGA
Molecule: messenger RNA, 1922 nt
Organism: Ciona intestinalis (vase tunicate)
Lineage: Eukaryota; Metazoa; Chordata; Ascidiacea; Phlebobranchia; Cionidae
Source: RefSeq, a predicted model, not a curated record